Molecule: messenger RNA, 1586 nt
Organism: Styela clava
Lineage: Eukaryota; Metazoa; Chordata; Ascidiacea; Stolidobranchia; Styelidae
Source: RefSeq, a predicted model, not a curated record
CGUUUCUUCCUUUGUUUUAAAUUUUGGAUAAUGAAUCCUAUUAUUGACAAUGCAAGAUCUUAUUCGAAGUAAUUAUAAUUCCUUCUAAAUUCUAUGUGAUUGGAAAUAAACUCCAUACGACGGAAUACAUCCGAUUUUUAAUGUCAUUUUGUUCGAUUUCUAAUUUUUCAAUAAUACAUUGCUUUGUACAGGUCUGUGGCUCAAGAUUCUGUUUACGAUAUGCUGAAAAGUGAUGUUCCAAAUUGUCAUCUAAUGGAUAGAUUUACCAACUAUCAAAAAAAAUGGUGCGAAAAAAGAAAACCCCUCAUGAAAUAUGUAAGCGAGGGAGCGAGAAACGGAAUUUCUGAAUGUCAAUAUCAAUUCCGUAACAAUCGCUGGAAGUGUCCGUCAGUGAAGGACAAAGCAAUUUUUGGAACAUUUGCAGAUUUGGGUUCAAGAGAAAUGGCAUUCGCCCAAGCAAUAACUGCUGCUGGCGUUGUGCAUUCUAUUUCAAGGGCAUGUGAGGACUUUCUUCUUCCUUACAACAAAUUUUGUCCGCAUUCGGAAAUUGCAAAUUACACUGGAAAUUUGACUACAUACGCUUCAUAUAGCGGAUUUGUGAGCAAUUUGGUAAAAUAUUUUCUCGACGGAAAAAGAAAGAUGCGAGAACUUGACCCAAAGCAAUUGAUGUUUGCUCAUAACAAUAAAGUAGGAAGACUGACAGUGGUGAAGACAUCAAAACGAAUGUGCAGGUAUUAUGGAAAAGGCAAUGGCUUAAAAUCUUGUUGGAUGCAAAAUAGAGAUUUCCGCGUGGUUGCUGAUGAAUUACGACAUGCCUACGAAGAAGCGAUUCAAAUUCGAGUUUCCGGUCGUGAAAUUUUUCACGGGGAGGUAGAAAUAUCACUCAACAAUUCCCAACUUGUGUAUCUCUCAGCAUCUCCUGAUUAUUGUAUUGAAAAUCUAGAAGCUGGUGUUGUCGGGACACGUUCUAGAGAAUGUAACGUAACCGGAACUGGACCCAGAAGUUGUGAGCAUCUAUGUUGCGGUCGCGGUUACAGAACAAAGUUGAUCAAAGUGAGACAAAGCAGGUGUGAUUGUGUGUCAAUCAAUGGCUUGGAGUGCAAGUGUGAUAGAUUGGUUCCUAAAUACAUUUGCAAAUAAUCAAAUUAAACCAUUCUCCUAUUUUGCUAAUAUCACUAAAAGCUCUGCUUAUGUAUAUGAAAAGAGACAAACAUUGAUUUAUGUCAACAAAGUAUUUUUGUUGAUCCCAAUUCUGAUAUAUAAUUGUAUUCAUACGGGAAUUUUUGCACCGGUUAAGCUUGGAACAAAAAAUGAAUAAACAACGAAAUAAAUCGUAUGCCGUGGCAUAAAUUCCCUUCGUCGUGACUUCGAAACUUUGCGAAAGUAACAUUGAGUUGUAAUUUUGAUUUUGUUGCAAAUGUACAAUUGUGAGAAGAAAUUGUCGGGCAAGUCGAAUUUUUGAAUAAAAUAUUCUAUAAGCGAGAAGUCUUUUUGGUGAUUUGUCAGUAGGUUAUUAGCCAUAGUAAAUAUUCCAACACGCAAACGAUUUAUCAAAUAUUCCAAUUAUCCAUACGUCCGUGACCCUU